AUGCUCUCGAUAUUGAGGAAAGCGCGCCUCAAGGACAAGGAAAUGAGGAUCCUGAUGCUAGGACUGGAUAAUGCAGGGAAGACGACGAUAGUAAAGCAGAUUAUGAACGAGGAUGUGAAUACCGUCAGUCCUACCUUGGGAUUCAUCAUCAAGACGAUUGAAUACGAUGGAUACAAGCUGAACAUCUGGGAUGUUGGCGGCCAAAAGACGCUGCGAACCUACUGGAAAAACUACUUUGAACAGACAGACACGCUCAUCUGGGUGGUGGAUGCAACGGACCGCGAGCGCAUCGAGGAUUGUCGACAGGAGCUGGCAGGCCUGCUGCAAGAAGAGCGACUCUCGGGCGCCAGCCUGCUUGUCUUCAAGAACAAGAGCGAUGUCCCUGGCGCCAUGACGGAAGACGAAGUCCGCGAGGCUCUCCGGCUGCAAGCCAUCACGACACACAAGUGGCACAUCAUGCCGUGCAGCGCCAUUACAGGCAUGAAUCUGCGCCAAGGGUUGGAGUGGGUGGUGCAGGACGCCAAAGCCCGCCUGUUCUUGUACUGA
This is a messenger RNA of Plenodomus lingam JN3, 546 nucleotides long. RefSeq lists its product as uncharacterized. The record is from RefSeq and is a predicted model, not a curated record. Gene Ontology annotation, molecular function: GTPase activity; GTP binding. Gene Ontology annotation, cellular component: microtubule cytoskeleton; cytoplasm. Gene Ontology annotation, biological process: protein folding. Lineage: Eukaryota; Fungi; Ascomycota; Dothideomycetes; Pleosporales; Leptosphaeriaceae.